AUGCCUUCUUACGCUGUCGCCGGUGCGUCGCGCGGCCUCGGGCUCGAAUUUGUCAAGCAAUUGCUCUCGAAGGGCAACACGGUCAUCGCCCUUGUGCGCACCCCGGCCACGGCCCACGGCCUCCACGCCAUCCACGAUGCGAACCUCCACAUCGUGAAAGCAGACAUCGCUGACCCCGCUUCCCUCAAGACCGCGGCCGAGGAGACGGCCAAGAUCACAGGCGGCUCCCUGGACGUGCUCAUCAACAACGGCGUCUUCCAGGACCCGAAACACGCCUUCCACGACAUCCUCACGUUCCCUGACGAGCAGACCCUCACCGAGAACUUCAACGCCAGCUGGUCCACGAACGUCCUGGGGCCCAUCUACACCGUCAACGCGUUCCUCCCGCUGCUCCGGAAUGGCGCACUGAAGAAGGUCCUCACCCUGUCCACGGGCCUCGCCGACCCCGCGCUCAACCUGGACGCCGAGUUCGGCUACCACGUCGCCUACUGCGUCUCCAAGUGCGCGCUGGAGAUGGUCAACGUGAAGUACGCAGUCGCGCUGCGUAAGGAGGGCUUCAUCUUCCUCGCCAUCAGCCCCGGCGUCGUGAACACCGCCGAGGCACCCCGUGAGUUGUUUGCCUCGACACGCGCACGCCGAGUGCGGCUGACGUUAUGCAUCAUGCAGCGCCGCCGGAGGUCCUCCCCAAGAUCCUAG
Postia placenta MAD-698-R-SB12 is the source of this 696-nucleotide messenger RNA. RefSeq lists its product as hypothetical. Gene Ontology annotation, molecular function: oxidoreductase activity, acting on the CH-OH group of donors, NAD or NADP as acceptor. The record is from RefSeq and is a predicted model, not a curated record. Bases 1 to 696 code for a protein of 231 amino acids. The transcript has 5 exons. NCBI's taxonomy places the organism in Eukaryota, Fungi, Basidiomycota, Agaricomycetes, Polyporales, Adustoporiaceae.